Molecule: messenger RNA, 1317 nt
Organism: Amoebophrya sp. A120
Lineage: Eukaryota; Dinophyceae; Syndiniales; Amoebophryaceae
Source: the annotation of a GenBank genome assembly
AUGCUGGAGCAAGAAACUCAGCACCUAGGGAGAACGCGUAGCCAGCCAACCGCAGAAGAGCAGGCGGAGCGACAGCUCCCGCAGCAGGCCUCAACGCACGACCAGGUCCGAACUCAGAACACCGAGACCGACGACCCAACGAAGCAAAGCCUCCAGCUACAUGUCCCGCCGUUGUAUGACGAACAGCAACAGCUGCAAAAUCAACAGACACGACAGCAACGCCAGACAUUGCAGCUUCAGGAACAACCUUCGCCCGAUGGUCGCGCAACAAACAAAGAUGUGUCAGGCCCUUCAGCAUUCACCACGUCGGCGUGGUCGUUCGAUGCCGCGCCAAUUGCAGGAGAGGCCUCCCGCCAGGCAAGCGGCCCCUAUCGCGCCUUCGCAAGUCAGCUAGCCCCGUGUGUGGCAGCCAUUAUUUCGGAUACUGCCGGCUCUACUGCUCGUAGUGGCACGAGUAACCAGAGAACACAGGAAUCCGUCGGGGUGCCCCACUUGAGCGAAGAUGCUUUAAGUGCAGUGGUUCGAACAGCGUUGACCGGCACGACUACUAUCGUGCCAGACCAGCUUGAAUCGCCGGCGACACAAUACACCACGCUUUCGGAGCUCGCUCAUCAAGCCGAGGUGCAGAAGAGCAUAGCGCAGUUUGAGCUCAAGAGGAAAGAAGCAGAAGAUCGCUGGAAUGAACGUUUCGAGCUCGAAGAAGCAAGACAUGCGCGCGUUGACGCGGAGCUCGAGGAAGAAAGGAGCGACAACAUAAAAGCACGAGACCAGCGGCGACAGGAGCUCGCCGCCGAAAAGUCCCGCUAUGAAGAUGUAGAGCGAUCGCUGGAAGCGGAAAGGGAUAGCGUGAGGCGUCGGCGCCUCCGCGAGAGGGAGGAGAUAUGCACAAAAAUUGCGGAGGCGACUGCGCAAAAACGUGAUCGUUUCCUUUCUUGUAGCAGCCUCAGGGAAGAAAACCGAAGUAUCAGGAAAAGAACCCGCAAGAGACGAAGCGAACUUGCAGAAUUAAAGCAGGAGACUCAGGAUCUGGACCGCGAAAUUGGCGAGUUAGAGAGGCAGGGACAGGAACUGGACCAAGAGAGCGCGCAUUUGGAACGAGAAAUCUUCGUUGCUGAGUUGGCAGCCGAAGAAGAGGAACGCCUUGCACGCGAGGCCACGUCAGCGCGCGAGCAGCGGGAGCAGCGAAAACGUGAACAGGAGGAAGCACAAAGAGACCGCGAAGCAGCGGAGGCCCAACAGCGCGAAGAAGCAGAGCCAGCGGCAGCUCGGCAGCGGGCCGCCGAUUCCGUUCCGGAGAGAGAAACUCCCCUGAGAUGA